AUCGUCCUGCUAGGCUGAACAGGUGCGGAGAGGAAGGGGGCAAUGGCAGUUUCAGCGAGUCCUGGUCCUCCAAUUAGGAAAAGCACACAUUACCACGUGAACAAAGCCGCUGUCUGAGUGAUAUGGGGACAGGCAGCUCGAGGAGCAGGGGAACGCACAUUUAACUGGAAGUAGGCUAAAGGUACCGGGCGGGGACUGAAACCAAGCUAUUACGACCCAGACGGUGUUCCAUAGAAGUCCUGGUUGAGAAUGAAGCGACUGAACAACAAAACGGCACAGCAAGGAGAGAUUCCCCACACAUCCUGAGACUAUUCCUGUGAUCCUGGGCUGCAGAGGGACAGGAGGGCAGAGUAGCACAAGGUGAGACAGAGGAAGUCCGGUCUGUAGUCUGGGGGGCUCGGUCAGAGGGGAGCGUAUGAGGAGUCAGAGAGCAGAGGAUACCCCUGAUCUGUCCUGAUAUCACAGAGCCACACCGGCAACGCACCCGAAAACUCACCCGGCAACGCACCCGAAAACUCACCCGGGUCACAAAAGGAGACAAACAAGGAGCCCCCACUCCUCCUGUAGGCAUGAGGUCCUUCCGUUCGUUCGGUAAUGAUGACCGUCACGUCAUGGCCAAGCACUCCUCCGUCUACCCAUCAUCGUCUGAGCUGGAGGCGGUCCAGACCCUGGUGUCCACUGUGGAGGGUGCCCUCAAACACGUCUCUGAUUGGAUAGACCAGAGCAACGUUCAAUCGGUGCAGAGCAACAACCAGACAGACGCAGCAGUCGGCCAGACAGACGGUCAGUCCGACGCAGCAGUCGGCCAGACAGACGGUCAGUCCGACGCAGCAGUCGGCCAGACAGACGGUCAGUCCGACGCAGCAGUCGGCCAGACAGACGGUCAGUCCGACGCAGCAGUCGGCCAGCCCAACCCCACAGACAGCCCGGUGCCAAAGGAUGGUAGCUGUGACCAUGACGAUGACCUUAACCCUAACGACGACGCCAGUCUUAGUCCCAGAGCCAGCCCAGAUGACUCCACAGACGGCGGUAGCAGAGAGCCCAGUGGAGGUGUUCUGUGUGGCGUGAUGAGGAUCGGCCUGGUGGCUAAAGGUCUGCUCAUCAAACAGGACAUGGACCUGGAGCUGGUGCUGAUGUGUAGAGAGAAACCAACAGAGACACUGCUGUGUGCUGUCUGUGAUAACCUGCCGCUGCAGAUACAGAAGCUAACAGAGGAGAAGUACGAGGUGCACCGAUGCGUGCCAGAGGCGGCCAUCUUGGUGUGUUGCACGACAGAGCCCAAACUCACCCUGAAGGUCACCCUCAGCUCUCCACAGAUGAGAGAAGACAGCGACACGGAUGAACAAGGAACCAGGGAUGAACAAGUGGAGGGUGUUGAGCUGUCUGACCCUGCAGACAUGCUGGACAGGCACAGAUGUCUGGUGGCCCUGGCGGCUCUACGACAUGCCAAAUGGUUCCAGGCCAGAGUAAACGGCUUGAAGUCGUGUGUCAUCAUCCUCAGGAUCCUAAGAGACAUGAGCAAUAGACUGCCAGCCUGGGAGCCACUCAAAGGAUGGCCCCUGGAGCUGAUUUGUGAGAAGGCCAUAGCCACGUGUAACCGGCCGCUGGGUGCAGGGGAAGCACUACGUAGAGUCAUGGAGUGUCUCGCCUCGGGAAUCCUGCUUCCAGGAGGACCAGGGUUACACGACCCAUGUGAGAAGAAGCUGACCAACACCCUGACGGCCAUGACAGACGAGGAGGCUGAGGCCAUCACCUACAAUGCACAGCACGCCCUGAGACUGAUGGCGUUUGGUCAGAUCUACAAGGUGCUGGAGAUGGACCCUCUACCCUCUAGUAAACCCCAGAAGUACCCCUGGUCAGACAGGGAUGGUUCUGGGCUAAAGAGGCCUUAUGAGGACGGGCCCACGGACGACAAAGACCUCAUCAAGAAAAUGAAGAGGAACCUGAGGAAAGUCCUCGACAGCAAAGCAAUAGACACCAACCAACCAAUGAAUGCUCUGAUGCGUCUGAAUCAGAUACGUCCAGGUCUGCAGUACAAGCUGCUGUCCCAGUCCGGCCCGGUCCACGCUCCUGUCUUUACCAUGUCUGUAGACGUAGACAGCACUGUGCACGAAGCCUCAGGCUCCUCCAAGAAAACCGCCAAGCUGCAUGUUGCUGUGAAGGUCCUUCAGGCGAUGGGUUACCCUACAGGGUUUGAUACGGACCUGGACUGCAGUGCAGACGAGAAGUCAGACGGAGAGGGGAGGAGUGAAUCGUCCACACACAGCAAUAACACAACACACUCAGACAGCUCAAAUACACUGGAGGUCCGAACUCAGGGUCCUAUUCUGACGGCCAGCGGAAAGAACCCCGUCAUGGAGCUCAAUGAGAAACGCAGAGGUCUGAAGUACGAGCUCAUAUCAGAGAGCGGGGGCAGCCAUGACAAACGCUUCGCCAUGGAGGUGGAGGUGGAUGGUCAGAAGUUCCGGGGGGCGGGGCCUAAUAAGAAGGUAGCGAAGGCAUCCGCUGCGUUGGCUGCUCUGGAGAAACUGUUCUCUGGUCCCAACGCCACCGCUAUCAAGAAGAAGAAGAUCAUCCCUCAACACUCUACAAAAUGUUCCCUAGCUGCAGCAGUGGCAGCCUCAGCAGUAGCAGCCCAGGUGGCCAGAGGGAGAGGUAGAGCGGCAGCCCUGACCAGUGGAGCCUUCAUUACCACAGCCACUGCACCAGGAUACACACAGAUACCAGGCUUCGGGACCCCAUAUGGAUACAGUGCUGCAGCCGCCCCAGCCUAUGGUUUCUCCCCCAACAGAAUGCUUCUGUUGCCUGUUAUGAAAAUGCCCGCCUACCCCGUCCCCCACUACUCCUUCUUUUAGAACAGGGACCCCAAAACACCCCACUAGAAGGGAAUCUGAGUCUUUUUAUUUGUCCUACAUAUGGAGGGAGAAGUGAACAAAAGGACUUGAGCAGAAUAUGAUUUGUAAAAGAAGUGUAUUUUGAUGAUAAAGAUUUAAAGAAUAAUAAAAAAUAAAACUUGAUUUGUACCGUGAA
This is a messenger RNA of Oncorhynchus gorbuscha (pink salmon), 3030 nucleotides long. Its product is annotated as spermatid perinuclear RNA-binding protein-like. The coding region runs from base 570 to 2855 and encodes 761 amino acids. NCBI's taxonomy places the organism in Eukaryota, Metazoa, Chordata, Actinopteri, Salmoniformes, Salmonidae. The transcript has 19 exons. Gene Ontology annotation, cellular component: precatalytic spliceosome. The record is from RefSeq and is a predicted model, not a curated record. Gene Ontology annotation, molecular function: single-stranded RNA binding; double-stranded RNA binding.